CGCACUUGACCGAAUCAAGCUGAUUCGCUGCGCAAGAUGGCGACGGACGCAGCGUCUCGGGAACUCGACGUCCAGAAGCUCACUAGUCGCGUAUCGGAGAGUGUCUGUGAGUACAUAGGCGUAGAACUGGAAGGCGCGAUGGAGCGCACCAAACUGGUCGACAAGGUUAUGCAUGCCAUCCAUGACAAGUUUGAUGAGAUGGCGGCGGAGAGUGCCACGGUCGCUGAAUUUUCCGUGCGGAUGAAAGAAUCUGAGGUGCUCUUCCAUGACCGGAUGGCAGCCAUCGACGAAGUGGACGAGGAGUUGACCGAACUCGAAGACAUGAUCCACCAGCUCGAGCUAUAUGCCGAACGAAUCUGUACGUCACGUACACCUUCCCACAUGUAGUGUGUUACCGAGCUCGAUCGCUCAUACAUGUUUAGACGAGAAGUUCACCGUCGUAGCGUGAUAACCGCCAACCCAUUGAAUGUCAUACAUGCGUUGCGUUCACACUAGAUAUGAAUAUAAUUUCAAAGCCAAACCAAGCGUAUUCAAUUACUUCA
Aphanomyces astaci is the source of this 542-nucleotide messenger RNA. RefSeq lists its product as hypothetical. The record is from RefSeq and is a predicted model, not a curated record. The coding region runs from base 37 to 387 and encodes 116 amino acids. The transcript is spliced from 3 exons. NCBI's taxonomy places the organism in Eukaryota, Oomycota, Saprolegniomycetes, Saprolegniales, Verrucalvaceae.